This is a messenger RNA of Monopterus albus (swamp eel), 2430 nucleotides long. RefSeq names its product synaptophysin-like. Gene Ontology annotation, cellular component: presynaptic active zone; synaptic vesicle membrane; synaptic vesicle. The coding region runs from base 85 to 969 and encodes 294 amino acids. The transcript has 8 exons. The record is from RefSeq and is a predicted model, not a curated record. NCBI's taxonomy places the organism in Eukaryota, Metazoa, Chordata, Actinopteri, Synbranchiformes, Synbranchidae.
AAUAAAUGACGCGGACACAGAGGUAGCCUCCUCCUCCUCCUCAUCCUCAUCCUCAUCCUCCAGCGCCUCUCUCCUCUCGACAGGAUGGAUGUCGUCAAUCAGCUGGUGGCCCGGGGUCAGUUCAGGGUGCUGAAGGUUCCUCUGGGCUUCAUUAAGGUCUUAGAAUGGUUUUUCGCCAUAUUCGCCUUCUCCACCUGUGGCAGUUACUCGGGGAUGUUCCGGGUCCUGGUGGAGUGUAAGAACCGCAACGAGAGCGACCUGAGUAUAGAGGUGGAGUUUGAGUACCCGUUCAGACUCCACCAGGUGUAUUUCGACGCUCCCAGCUGUAAGGGCGGGAGCAAGGAUCGCUACUUCCUGGUUGGUGACUACUCCUCAUCAGCUGAAUUCUUCGUCACAAUCGGUGUCUUCGCCUUCCUCUACUCCACAGCAGCUCUCAGCAUCUACAUCUUCUUCUUUGACAAGUACAAGGAGAACAACAAGGGCAUGUUGCUUGACCUGGGGGUAACUGGAGUGUUUGCCUUCAUGUGGCUCGUGAGCUCAGCGGCCUGGGCCAAAGGUCUUCUGUCCGACGUGAAGACGGCGCCGGACCCGGAAAAAGUGGCCACUAUGAUCCCCGCCUGUGGCAAUGAGGAGAACCACUGCCGUGAAGUCCACGACCCGGUUAUGUCUGGUCUCAACACCUCUGUGGCAUUUGGUUUUAUCAACCUGGUCCUGUGGACAGGAAACCUCUGGUUUGUCUUUAAGGAGACGGGCAUCAUCGCUCCCUUCAUGCGGGCUCCUCCUCCUCAAGGGAAACCUGCUGCACCAGAUGCCUACGGCCAGCAGGGGGCGUAUGAACAAGACCCUUAUGCCAGUAACCAGGGAAGCUACCAACCCGACUACAGCCAGCAAGGAUACAACCAGGAUGCAGAGUACGGUCAAGGCUACGGCCAGCAGGGGGCACCCACCUCCUUCUCCAAUCAGAUGUAAACUGACAGGAAGCAGAAGGUGUCGGAGUGAACCAACAGUGGGUCGCCCGCAACCUACCCACAAUGCAACGCUCCUGUCUGUCUGCAAAGUUAGCGGGUGGGGUAGAAGGGAGGGACGUUUAGAUGUUCACUAUAAUGAAUCAAUGUGUAAAUGAUCAAAAAAUAGCUAUAAAUAACAAAUCCACCAAUUAACAAGCACCGGGAUGACGACGACAACAACAACAAAACCAGUGACGAUGUUAUUCCUAUUAUAGUAAAUAACCUGUGGAGAGAAUGUCUGUGUUGUAUAGAUAUAUUAUAUAGACUGAACUGUUUUUGAUGUUUCCUACUGAACCAAUGUUCUACCCCGCCCCCGUCACCCCCACCCCCACACCAAUAAACCAGAUUGUUUGGCCAAUCAUGAAGCUGUUCAAACUGGGUUCACACUGAGAUAACCCAGAUCCAAAUCACAUUUAAACCAGAUCUGAAACAAAUCAGAAACUGGAUCCAAACCAACACCUGCAUCCAAUGAUGUCACCUCCCGGCUGUUUGUCUUGCUGCAUGUAAAUAUCAACAUAGGAAGUGAUGUCAUCCUGGAGGCACAGUAAACCCAGUCUGAACUUCACCUUCAUGGUGCCGCACAUGGAGACUGGAUCCAAAAUGGCUCUUGGUUACUGCAGUUAGCAUGAUGUUUGUUUGAUUCAUGGGUCAAAUCAAACAACAAAGAGGUGUCCAAUCACCUUAAAACCUAAAUCAUUUCUGGUGUGUCAGCUUUCAGAUGACCGUUUUUGUCAGUGUAGUGUUUUUUUUAUUGGUCCUCUCCUCGACUUUCAGCCAAUCAGCAGCAUAAGUGAGUUGUUUUUGUAAAAAAUCUUUAAAAAAAGAGGGGGGCACAAUGCUUCUUCUUCUUUGGCUGUUUUCAUUUUGGAAAGUGAAGUUGUUUCAGCGUCGGUGACUUCCUCCGCAUGGUGACGUGUUUUCUGCUCGUGUUGUACAGUAACUGAUGAUCAGUGUGAUUCUACUUCCUGUUCUCCUGUACAGGUGUGUGUGUUACCUGUCCAUACUUCUAAGUUUCCAUCACUCCAUUUUAUUUUCUUGAGUUUUUUCUACCUCCUUCUCUUUCUGCUCAUUUUAUUUCUCCUGUCUUCUCCUUUCUCCCCUCUUUUCUUUUUCAUCCUCGUUCUUUAUUCUCCUCCUUUUCCUGUGUCCUCCAUCUUCCCCUUGUUCUCUUCCUUCUCCUAUUUUGUUUCUUUUUCUCUUCCUCCUCCUCUUCCACUCUGCCCUUCUUUAUUGUGACUCUCCUCUCUGCCUCUGUGAUGUAACUUCCUGUUUGAUGAUGUUCUACUCAGCAUCAGUAACCAUGGCAACAGUGUUGACAGUGAUGAUGAUGACUUGUUACUAUGGAGACGCUCCCUCCACCCAUCCCCCUCCCUGCUGUGUUUAUUCAGUGGAAAUUUUCAAUAAACGACAAAAUCAUCUCUGA